Messenger RNA from Perkinsus marinus ATCC 50983, 219 nucleotides. RefSeq lists its product as hypothetical. The coding region runs from base 1 to 219 and encodes 72 amino acids. The transcript has 2 exons. Gene Ontology annotation, biological process: selenocysteine incorporation; conversion of seryl-tRNAsec to selenocys-tRNAsec. Gene Ontology annotation, molecular function: O-phosphoseryl-tRNA(Sec) selenium transferase activity; tRNA binding. Lineage: Eukaryota; Perkinsozoa; Perkinsida; Perkinsidae. The record is from RefSeq and is a predicted model, not a curated record.
AUGGCUAUCACUUUGGUCCUCCUAGCAGUUAUGAAGCGACAGCGAGCGGCUCAUCCGAAUGCGAAAUACGUAGUGUGGUCCCGGAUCGAUCAGAAGAGCUGCUUGAAGGCUAUGCAACUUGCAGGGUUAGAGGUGGUCAGCGUUGAUCAGAAACAAUCAGACUCGGAGACAGAGCAAGGCCUUGUUACUGAUGUUGAUGCCACACGGGAAAAGGCAUGA